This is a messenger RNA of Solanum dulcamara, 408 nucleotides long. RefSeq lists its product as uncharacterized. The record is from RefSeq and is a predicted model, not a curated record. Bases 1 to 408 code for a protein of 135 amino acids. The transcript has 2 exons. Lineage: Eukaryota; Viridiplantae; Streptophyta; Magnoliopsida; Solanales; Solanaceae.
AUGGCUCUUUAUAAGUCUCUUUAUGGGAGGAGAUGUGGAUUGCCAAUUGGUUGGUUCGAAGUUUGUGAAACUCAGUUGAUAAGGAUAGACUUGGAUCAUCAAGCUAUAGAGAAGGUGAAGAUUAUUCAAGAGGGACUGAAAACUGGACAAAGUCAUCAAAAGUCCUAUAUCGAUAUUAGGAGAAGAAACUUAGAGUUUGAGAUUAUUAAGAGAGUUGGAAAUAUAGCUUAUGAGUUGGAGUUACCAUCAGAGUUAGCCACCGUUCAUCUAGUGUUUCACAUUUCGAUGCUCAAGAGGUUUUUGGGAAAUCCUUCACUCAUUGACCCAAUAGAAAUUAUUACUGUGAAAGAUGUCUUGUCCUAUAAGGAGACUCUAUCCAAAUUCUUGAUCGCCAAGUUCGCAAAUUAA